AGUAAUAACCUCGGUUCCGGGGCGGCGGCAGCGGCACAACCCGCGGCGCACGUGUCGUCGCUAACCCGCCCGCAAGCCCCGCGUCCAGGGCACGCAGCUCCCGCCGCGCCGCGCCGCGCCCACUCCGCAGCGGCGCCUCCGCUCCCGACAGCCCGGCGGCCCCUUGGCCAGUGGCCCGUCCAUGCUCUCGGCCACCAGGACGGCCCGCCAGCUCUUUCACAGCCUCUUCCCGAUCCCGAGAAUGGGUGACUCCGCCUCCAAGAUCGUCAGCCCCCAGGAGGCCUUGCCGGGCCGGAAGGAGCCCAUCGUCGUAGCGGCCAAACAUCAUGUCAAUGGCAACAGAACAGUUGAACCUUUCCCAGAGGGAACACAGAUGGCUCUAUUUGGAAUGGGCUGUUUCUGGGGAGCUGAAAGGAAAUUCUGGAACCUGAAAGGUGUAUAUUCAACUCAAGUUGGUUAUGCAGGAGGCUAUACUCCCAAUCCUACUUAUAAAGAAGUCUGCUCAGGAAGAACUGGCCACGCAGAAGUAGUCCGGGUGGUGUACCAGCCAGAACGCAUCAGCUUUGAGGAACUGCUCAAGGUCUUCUGGGAGAAUCAUGACCCGACCCAAGGCAUGCGCCAAGGCAACGACCACGGCUCUCAGUACCGCUCCGCCAUCUACUCGACCUCCGCCGAGCACAUGGGGGCAGCCCUGAGGUCCAAAGAGGACUACCAGAAGGUUCUGUCGGAGCAUGGUUUCGGCCUGAUCACCACAGACAUCCGGGAGGGACAGACCUUUUACUACGCGGAGGAUUACCACCAGCAGUACCUGAGCAAGAACCCCGACGGGUACUGCGGCCUCGGGGGCACCGGAGUGUCCUGUCCCCUGGGUAUUAAAAAGUAAUUUCUCCCCACGUGGUCAGCCCUCGAGGUCACAGCCAAAAUGCUUCCAACAAAUCGGGGAGUUCUUUUGUAGUUCACGCCAGGAGCUUUUUGAAGUGCACAAAGGCAUUCAUAAAAAUCUGGUUUAUUAAGGGGUAAUUUACAUGAAGUGCCAUGGCAAGAUGAUAACAUGUAAUUUAUCUUCUAAAAAGUUAUGGCGGGAGGAGCCCGUGUUGAAAAUUUUUGGAUCAUUUGAUGUCUGAAUGAGGAUAAUGAAUAAUCAGUGUUCACCUUUUUUGUGCUUGGGUGCCUGCCCUGGACGUCAGGGAACUAAGCUGGGAGAAUAUGUGUUGGGGGGCAGAGGUCAGGGCUUCCGUCACCGCAGCCGGCCCCCUCAAAAGCCUUCCUGCCCUUCAGUGCCUUAAAAUUUGCAGACGUUUAUAGCCUCAAUGAAUCAUUCACUGAAAUACUUUGCUCAACUUAUCCUAUACACGUAUAAGCGGCUUUCUCUCUCUUUUUCGGCCUCUUCAUGGCAGGGGAAAGCUGUGAGUUAGCUUGAUAAAUUUUAACGCUUUGCUCACAGCUAUGGCAUAUGCUUAUUCUAAUAAAGGUCUACAAUCUGCUAAUACAAA
Dama dama (fallow deer) is the source of this 1493-nucleotide messenger RNA. RefSeq names its product methionine sulfoxide reductase A (gene MSRA). Gene Ontology annotation, biological process: cellular response to oxidative stress. The record is from RefSeq and is a predicted model, not a curated record. NCBI's taxonomy places the organism in Eukaryota, Metazoa, Chordata, Mammalia, Artiodactyla, Cervidae. The transcript has 6 exons. Bases 182 to 883 code for a protein of 233 amino acids. Gene Ontology annotation, cellular component: cytoplasm. Gene Ontology annotation, molecular function: peptide-methionine (S)-S-oxide reductase activity.